Messenger RNA from Hyaloperonospora brassicae, 816 nucleotides. Lineage: Eukaryota; Oomycota; Peronosporomycetes; Peronosporales; Peronosporaceae. The record is from the annotation of a GenBank genome assembly.
AUGCAUCCGCCAGUCAAUCUACUCUUCACUGCGAUAGUCGCGCUUGUUCUCAUCGACGACACGGUCUCCACGAAACCGACGACGACCUUGGUCAAUCUUCUGCCUCCCCACUUCAGUGAGCUCACGCAUAUCCCUCCAUCAUUGCGAGCACUAAAUUAUGCCCGUGACAAAGCAAACGCAGAAAGCGAGAAGGCUGUAGCAGGUUCAAUCAUUGAUGCGCUGGUCAAGGGGAUAACAUUGCGUAUCGAAAAAGUGUUUGGUAAGAAACUAGUGACACCAGAGGAACAGGCGCAGAAUGGGCUCGUACCGCCUGGCAAGUUGCGAGAGGGUCAAGACUUCGACGCCUGGCUGACGAAAGCUGCAAGGAAACUUAAUGACAAACCGGACGGUUUGUUCGAUUUCUGGUUGUACAAAGGAAUGAGUCCCGACUUCGUUACCCAUGCGUUCAAGGAAGCUGGCAAAGCUGAUCACCCCGCUGCAAAGCUUCUGAUGACCCACUACCGAUCAGUCUUUGAGCGAUACAAAGAGAAAGGCUGGAUCAUAACGCGAGAGAUAAAGGCGGCGCGGGACGAACUAUUGAGACUCGGUGGGGCGAAAGGUGACUUCGACGAAUGGCUAAAAGAUGUUGUAAAAGUAGACAACGACUUCCCGGAUGCUUUGUUUGGCACAUGGCGCAAGGAAAACAAAGCACCCGACUGGAUUGCUGAUAAGUUUAAGGAAGCUGGAAAAGCGGAGGAUGCCACCGCAAACUUUCUGGUGAAGAACUACCGAGAAUUUUCUAAGUUUGAGGACAUGAUGGCAACAGCAAACUUGUAG